Messenger RNA from Tribolium castaneum (red flour beetle), 1604 nucleotides. RefSeq names its product short/branched chain specific acyl-CoA dehydrogenase, mitochondrial. Gene Ontology annotation, cellular component: mitochondrion. Gene Ontology annotation, molecular function: acyl-CoA dehydrogenase activity; flavin adenine dinucleotide binding. The transcript is spliced from 5 exons. The record is from RefSeq and is a predicted model, not a curated record. NCBI's taxonomy places the organism in Eukaryota, Metazoa, Arthropoda, Insecta, Coleoptera, Tenebrionidae. Bases 272 to 1543 code for a protein of 423 amino acids.
AUCAAAAUAUUAGACACACCUGACAUUUAUUAAUAUUUUUAGCCUCAGUUAUCACAAAAACCAAAUAUUUUUGCCCAUUUCGUUCACUUUUACAUAAUUUGAGCCAGGCAGAAAUUUCGUCACAAAAAUACGUCAAAACCGAAUUGAAAAACAAGCUCCGAUAAAGAGUCUCAAAUUAUCACUUUUACAUAUACAAGGUUACACGCUUAUUGUUGAUCAGUUGAUCUGAUGCCAGUCGAAGGUAUGCCGCCCAUCUGAAACCACCAGCAAAAUGAAUAGUCUAUUCAAAAUCACAAAAACGCUUACUAGCAACAAUUUACGAAAUAUUUACACCGUCGCGAAAAAACUCCAACAAGCACAACCCCAUCUCGAAGCCACCCCUUUAGCAGUGCAACCCCUAACCACUCUCACUGAAGAUGAGUUGGCCAUGAAGGAGACCGUCGCCCGCUUGGCGCAAGAACAAAUCGCACCCCAUGUUCGCGAAAUGGACAAUGAGGGGCGGUUUAAGGAUUCCAUCGUGGAGAUGUUGUUCUCCAAUGGGUUGAUGGGCAUCCAAAUCGACCCGGAUUAUGGAGGUGCUGGGUGUAAUUUCAUGACGACGGUUUUGACGGUAGAGGAGUUGUCCAAGGUUGACCCAUCGUUGGGCAUUUUGGUCGAUCUCCAAAACACCCUUAUCGCUAAUGUUAUCAUCAGGUUCGGGAAUGAAGAACAAAAGAAAACGUAUUUGCCACGUUUGGCCACAAAUACGGUUAGCAGUUUCGCUUUAACCGAACCAUCAUCAGGUUCCGAUGCUUUUGCUCUUAAAACAAUUGCUAAAAAAGAUGGUUCCGAUUACAUUAUCAACGGUUCGAAAAUGUGGAUCUCAAAUUCAGAUUUAGCCGGCGUGUUCCUAGUCUUAGCCAACGCUGAUCCUUCGAAAGGCUACAAAGGCAUAACUUGCUUCAUCGUCGAACGCGAUACUCCCGGUUUUACAGUAGCAAAACCCGAAAAAAAACUAGGAAUCGCCGCUUCAGGUACUUGUAUGCUCACAUUCGAUAAUGUGAGAGUGCCAGAAUCUGCUAUUUUGGGCGAAUUUGGAAAAGGCUACAAAUUGGCGAUUGAAACUUUGAAUGAAGGAAGAAUCGGAAUUGGGGCACAAAUGAUCGGUUUGGCUCAAGGAUGUUUCGACGCGACGAUUCCAUAUACGAUGGAGAGGAUGCAGUUUGGUAAACCGGUCUUCAGUUUUCAGGGAAUGCAACACCAAAUCGCUCAGGUAGCGACAGAAAUUGAAGCAGCUCGACUUAUGGUCUACAACGCGGCAAGAAUUCUUGAAAGUGGUCAAAAUUACACGAAAGAAGCUGCAAUGGCAAAAUGGUACGCAGCCGAAAUUGCACAAAGGGCUUGUAUAAAAUGCAUUGAUUGGAUGGGUGGCGUAGGAUUCAGUAAAGAUUUUAUUCAAGAGAAAUUUUACAGAGAUGUUAAAAUUGGAAGCAUUUAUGAAGGAACAUACAAUAUUCACUUAAGCACAAUUGCUAAGCUUAUUGAAAAGGAGUACAAGAACUGAGUGGCUUAUUUUUAAGUGUUUUUUUACGUAUUUGUAAGGAAUAAAUAAUUAAAAAUUAAAA